This is a messenger RNA of Annulohypoxylon truncatum, 2376 nucleotides long. RefSeq names its product G protein-coupled glucose receptor regulating Gpa2-domain-containing protein. NCBI's taxonomy places the organism in Eukaryota, Fungi, Ascomycota, Sordariomycetes, Xylariales, Hypoxylaceae. Gene Ontology annotation, cellular component: plasma membrane. Gene Ontology annotation, biological process: adenylate cyclase-activating G protein-coupled receptor signaling pathway. The transcript is spliced from 2 exons. The coding region runs from base 256 to 2196 and encodes 646 amino acids. The record is from RefSeq and is a predicted model, not a curated record. Gene Ontology annotation, molecular function: G protein-coupled receptor activity.
UAGAAAGAACAAUUCGCAGAUCGUUUUGUUGUGCCGCUUAGCCCUUUUUUUUUUUUUUUUCUCGCUAAGUGAGUGUCAUAGCGGAUACCCUCUUCGCCUUGGGCUUCCUCUCAACUCUCCUACCACCGACCGGAUCCCACAAUUUGCAAUCAUGAAAUCCGUCUUUCGGUGGGAAUGAAGUUUCGCUAGAAGCAUGCCAGAUCAUUUAUUCCUUCAAACGCAUCCCGAGCCUCCGUUUUGGCCUCAGCAGCAAAGAUGGCUCCCAUAACAUGGCAGCCGGGCGCCACCCUUGCCGAAAUCCUCACCUCCCAUGGCGCCCUCUUCGAGAAACGCGACUCGACUCCGAGUUAUAUGGAUAACCCAGAAAUCUUAGCCAUAAUGUCGAUAUCCCUCUCCAUGGCCUCAAUCAGUGUGCUUGCUGCUUUGUGUGCCUUUUACUGGUUCGUCCGAAUGAGGAGAAGCUUCCGCCACGACUUGAUAAUGCUCUUAAUCCAAAGCGACAUGAUGAAAGCGCUAUGGCUCGUAAUCUGCCCUCUAGCCUUCUUUGCCAAGGUGCCUAUCGAUUCGAAUUCGACCUUCUGCCAAGUUUCCGGCUUUCUCCUAACGGUUAGUAUCGAGGCCUCGGAUAUUGCUGUCCUCCUGAUCGCAGUGCACACGGCCUUGUUCAUACUCAGGCCUCGGGGUUCGAGCGGUGCAGCUGGGCUUUAUCCGUACAGACGCAUAGCAUAUACCUGUUGGGCCAUCAUCCCUCUCGUCCUAGCCGCGGUCGUGCCAAUUACCGGCGGACAAUUCGCGGACAACGGUCCCCAUUGCUAUCUACCCCUCCGCCCGGCCUGGUAUCUGAGUGCCCUCAGCUGGAUUCCGCGAUACGUCAUAUCAGCCUUCAUCAUCGUCGUAUACACGGUCCUCUACCUCUACGUCGCCUGCAGAUUCCGAAGCUUCACCAGAGACCAGCGGCGUGCCAGCACGGCCCACAGCGAUCAUCCUGAGCAGCACCGCAAGCAUCACAACCACCGCCACGACCACAGUGGGGACGUCCCACCCACACCGCCUAUCGUGGACUACGGUUUCUUGGACUCUGCCCGGGACAGCCUGGCAAAGGAUGGGGACCCGAGGGAUCGCCAGCAUUCUGUCGACUCGACCAUCAGCACGCUGGACUUUGGGGGAGGGGGAGGAGGGGGAGCAUCCACCCCUCUUCCGCGGAGACCCGACCAGGCGAUGAGGAACUCGAUUCGAUGGAACACUGUGAAUUUUGCCAACGACGGGUCGGCCGAAUUGCAGCAGCAGUCUAGGCGGGGAAGCCAAUCAGGCCUGGUAAGCCCGGCCUCGCCGUCGUUACAAGCAGAAGAAAGCAUCCCAAUUCGCGCUCCCGAAUCCGUCGUCCACAGCCCACGCUCCUCGCAGCAAUCCUCCCACGUCCCCUUCACGUGGCGGCGUUCCACGUCUUCGGGCACCCCUUCGCACUCCCGCUCCCACUCGCACACCCACAGCCUCACCAACUCCAUCCACUCCGUCUCCAACAUGAUCUGCGCCCUCCGCCGCGGGCCGCCGCGCACCCGCUCGUCAACGCAGACCAGCACCACCACAUCCUCGUCCUCGGUCUUCCUGCCGCAGAACGAGACGGAAGACGCGAUGCGGCGGUCGCGGGACAAGCAGCAGCGGCAGCUGCGCCUGCUCUUCGUGUACCCUGCCAUCUACAUGGUGACGUGGAUCGCGCCCUUCGUCUCGCACGUGCUGCAGUACGACGACGACUACGCGAACCUCGGCGCCUCGCACGGCACCGGCCACGUCGCCCUCCAGAUCGUCAGCGUCACCAGCCUGUGCAUCGGCGCCGCCGUCGACUGCUGCUUCUUCACCGCCUGGGAGCGCCCCUGGCUGCACCUGCGCGGCGGCUUCUGGGAGAAUCUGGCACUGAGGCUGCGGAUACGCCGUCCUGGGGGCCGGAGUAGGCACGGCGCCGGACGCACCCGCGAGGAGCGGUUCGUGGAUGCGCGGACGGCGCGCGUUAGGCGCGAGCAGGAGGAGAAUCUGGAGAAUUUGACCAUUGAGGCGGCUGCGGCGGCGAGACGGGCUUCCGGACACCGGUCCCAGCUUGGCGCGCCGCCGCGCGAGUGGUGGGAUGCCCUGGAUGCCGGGUCCUCUGAGCACUUGAACGCCGCAGGACGUUAUCCGAGGGUCAGCGGGGACGGAAUAUGAAGUAUGGGAUGGGGAAUUAGGGGGGUUAGGGUAGGAGGGAAGGAGUAAGAGGAGAAAGGGGGGCGGAGGUAUAUAUAGCAUUUUACGCAUGACACGACAUGACAUGAGAUGAAAUUACAUGAGACAAAAGACGACACACGAGCAUCAGACACAACAAAGCGGCAUAUCAGGGUUUUUCGA